Molecule: messenger RNA, 9243 nt
Organism: Electrophorus electricus (electric eel)
Lineage: Eukaryota; Metazoa; Chordata; Actinopteri; Gymnotiformes; Gymnotidae
Product: spectrin beta chain, non-erythrocytic 1
Cellular component (GO): spectrin
Molecular function (GO): phospholipid binding; structural constituent of cytoskeleton; actin binding
Source: RefSeq, a predicted model, not a curated record
GUACUCUGUUGUGCAAUGUGUUCGUAGUGCAAGUCCAGGGCACACAGGCUCGCGCGCUCUCCCUCUCUGUCUCUGACUCUCCCUCUCCCUCUUGUUCUCUCACUUUCUGUCGGAUGGUCUUGGUGCUAGUGGUCGCUGAGGAUGUGUGAAGAGUAGUCUGGAUAGAAGGUACCAGAAGGGAAGAAGUCAUGUUUAGUUGUCACUGAUCUGGGAUAGCAACUUGGACCCCUGGACUAUCUCAGAUCUAGUGCUUCUUGUGAAGGUGGGUUGCUGAGGGGAAUCGGUACUUGCUAGCAGACGGAUGGAGCUUCAAAGAGCUACCAGUAUGCCUGGACCCCUGUCUCCUGGACCUUUAUCUCCUGAACACUUGGGUGCUGGGCACCUUAGCCCUGGACCCCUGUCUGCAGGGCUGGGGCCCUCAUCCCCAGGUGCCGGUCCCACACCUGCUGCUAGUCCUGGGCCCAGCUACGGGGGGGCGGCCUUCAACUACAAUCAGCUUGAAGGUCGAUUUAAGCAACUGCAAGAUGAGCGUGAGGCUGUACAGAAGAAGACCUUCACCAAGUGGGUGAACUCCCACCUGUCCCGUGUUUCCUGCCGCAUCACUGACCUGUACAUGGACCUAAGGGAUGGACGGAUGCUCAUCAAGCUCCUGGAAGUGUUGUCUGGAGAGAGGCUGCCAAAGCCUACGAAGGGCCGCAUGCGGAUCCACUGUCUGGAGAACGUGGACAAAGCCCUGCAGUUCCUCAAGGAGCAGCGCGUCCACCUGGAGAACAUGGGCUCACACGACAUCGUGGAUGGUAACCACCGCCUCACCCUGGGCCUCAUCUGGACCAUCAUCCUGCGCUUCCAGAUUCAGGACAUUAGCGUUGAGACGGAGGAUAACAAAGAGAAGAAGUCUGCGAAGGAUGCCCUGCUUCUGUGGUGUCAGAUGAAGACUGCAGGCUACCCAAAUGUCAACAUUCACAAUUUCACCACCAGUUGGAGAGAUGGCAUGGCCUUCAAUGCCCUUAUUCACAAACACAGACCUGACCUGAUAGACUUUGAUAAGCUGAAGAAGUCCAAUGCUCACUACAAUCUGCAGAAUGCCUUCAACCUGGCUGAACAGCACCUGGGCCUCACAAAACUUCUGGACCCAGAAGAUAUCAGUGUCGACCAUCCUGAUGAGAAGUCAAUCAUCACCUAUGUUGUCACCUACUAUCACUACUUCUCAAAGAUGAAGGCACUGAAGGUGGAGGGCAAACGUAUUGGAAAGGUGCUAGACAACGCCAUUGAAACUGAGAAGAUGAUCGAGAAAUAUGAGUCUCUGGCCUCUGACCUCCUGGAGUGGAUAGAGCAGACCAUCAUCAUCCUCAACAAUCGCAAGUUUGCCAACUCCCUGGUGGGAGUGCAACAGCAGCUGCAAGCCUUCAACACAUACAGAACAGUGGAGAAACCUCCCAAGUUUACAGAAAAAGGCAAUCUGGAGGUGCUCCUAUUCACUAUUCAGAGCAAAAUGCGAGCAAACAAUCAAAAGGUCUACAUGCCUCGGGAGGGGAAACUCAUAUCAGAUGUCAACAAGGCAUGGGAGAGGCUAGAGAAGGCAGAGCAUGAGCGGGAACUGGCUCUGAGGACAGAGCUGAUUCGCCAGGAGAAACUAGAGCAGCUCGCACGUAGAUUCGACCGCAAGGCUGCCAUGAGAGAAACCUGGCUGAGUGAAAACCAGCGGCUGGUCUCACAGGACAACUUUGGCUUCGACCUACAAGCCGUGGAGGCAGCCACCAAGAAGCACGAGGCCAUCGAGACAGACAUCUCCGCAUACGAGGAACGUGUGCAAGUGGUGGUGGCUGUAGCAGGGGAGCUGGAGGUGGAGGGUUACCACGACAUCAAGCGCAUCGCGGCUCGCAGGGACAAUGUCCUUCGGCUCUGGGACUACCUGCUGGAGCUGUUGAAGGCUCGGCGCCAGAGGCUGGAGCUCAACCUGGGUCUGCAGAGGGUCUUUCAGGAAAUGCUCUACAUCAUGGACUGGAUGGAUGAGAUGAAGAUGCUGCUCCUAUCUCAGGACUAUGGAAAGCAUCUCCUGGGGGUGGAGGACCUGCUACAGAAGCAGGCUCUGGUUGAAGCCGACAUAGGCAUACAAGCUGACCGUGUUAAGGCUGUCAACACCAAUGCACAGAAAUUUGCAGACGACUCUGAGGGCUAUAAGCCCUGUGACCCACAAGUGAUCCGUGACCGCGUGGCACACAUGGAGUUCUGCUACCAGGAGCUCACCCAGCUGGCAGCAGAGAGGCGUGCACGCCUGGAGGAGUCACGGCGCCUCUGGAAGUUCUUCUGGGAGAUGGCUGAGGAAGAGGGCUGGAUCCGAGAGAAGGAGCAGAUCCUGUCAUCGGAUGACUGCGGCAAGGACCUGACUGCAGCUCUGCGCCUGCUAAGCCAGCACAGGGCCUUCGAGGAUGAACGCAGCGGCCGGGCCGGCCACCUCCAGCAGACAGUGCGGCAAGGUGAGGAGCUGGUGGCUGCCGGCCACUUCGGCGCAGACAAGAUCCGCCAGCGUAUUUCUGACGUCCAGGAGCAGUGGGCGGACCUGGAGCGGCUGUCGGCGGCACGCCGGCUCCGCUUGCAGGAGGCAUGCGGACUGCACCAGUUCCAUGCCGACGCUGACGACAUGGACGCCUGGAUGCUGGAUGCCUUGCGCCUGGUGUCCAGUGCCGACGUGGGCCAUGACGAGUUCUCCACCCGCGCACUUGCUAAGAAACACAAGGAUGUGGCCGAGGAGAUCGACAGUUACCGGCCUGUGCUGGACGCGCUGCAUGAGCAGGCCCGGGCGCUGCCCGAGGAGCAGGCGAACUCCGCUGACGUGGACAAGCGCCUGGCUGGCAUCGAGGAGCGCUACAAGGAGGUGACGGAGCUGACCAGGCUGCGGAAGCAGGCCCUGCAGGAUGCGCUGGCGCUCUACAAGAUGAUGAGUGAGGCGGACGCGUGCGAGCUGUGGAUCGUCGAGAAGGAGCAGUGGCUCAAUGGGAUGGAGAUUCCAGAGAAACUGGAGGACCUGGAGGUGGUUCAGCACAGGUUUGAGAGCCUUGAACCAGAGAUGAACAGUCAAGCUUCCCGAGUGGCUGUGGUGAACCAAAUAGCCCGCCAGCUCAUCCACAGUGGCCACCCCAGCGAGAAGGAGAUCAAAGCCCAGCAGGACAAACUCAACACCAGGUGGAGCCAGUUCCGUGACCUCGUGGAUCGGAAGAAGGAUGCCCUCAACUCUGCUCUUGGUGUGCAGAACUACUACCUUGAGUGCAACGAGACAAAAUCAUGGAUCCGUGAGAAGACCAAAGUCAUCGAAUCCACACAGGAGUUGGGCAAUGACCUGGCCGGCGUGAUGGCCCUGCAGCGUAAGCUGACUGGCAUGGAAAGAGACCUGGCUGCCAUUGAGGACAAGCUGGGUGGCUUGGGCAAGGAGGCUGAGCAGCUGGCCGGAGAGCACCCGGAUCAGGGCCCAGGCAUUAAGGGCCACCUGGGUGAGAUCAAGGACGUGUGGGAGGAGAUGAAGGGCACCCUGCGCACCCGUGAGGAGUCCCUGGGCGAGGCCAGCAAACUCCAGCAGUUCCUCCGGGAGCUGGACGACUUCCAGGCCUGGCUGUCACGCACGCAGACUGUGGUGGCAUCCGAGGACAUGCCCAACACCCUGGCUGAGGCCGAAAAGCUUCUGGCGCAGCAUGAGGGCAUCAAGAACGAGAUACGCAACUACGAGGAGGAUUAUCAGAAAAUGCGGGACAUGGGCGAGAUGGUGACCCAGGGCCAGACGGACGCCCAGUACAUGUUCCUCAGGCAACGGCUGCAGGCGCUCGACACUGGCUGGAAUGAGCUGCAGAAAAUGUGGGAGAAUCGGCAGAAGCUGCUCUCGCAGUCGCAUGCCUACCAGCUGUUCCUCCGAGACACCAAGCAGGCUGAAGCCUUCCUCAAUAACCAGGAAUAUGUACUGGCACACACGGAGAUGCCGGCCACCCUGGAAGGAGCAGAGGCAGCCAUUAAAAAGCAGGAGGACUUCAUGACCACCAUGGACGCCAACGAGGAGAAGAUCAAUGGUGUGGUGGAGACAGGUCGCCGGCUGGUGUCCGAUGGCAACAUCAGCUCUGAGCGAAUUCAGGAGAAAGUGGGCUCCAUCGAAGAGAGGCAUAAGAAGAACCGCGGGACAGCCAAUGAGCUUCUCACCAAGCUUAAAGAUAAUAGGGAUCUACAGAGGUUCCUGCAGGACUGUCAGGAGCUCUCCCUGUGGAUCAGUGAGAAGAUGCUAACAGCCCAGGACAUGUCGUACGACGAAGCACGCAACCUGCACAGUAAGUGGCUCAAACAUCAGGCCUUCAUGGCGGAACUGCAGUCCAACAAGGAGUGGCUGGACAAGAUCCAGAAGGACGGCACGGCGCUGGUGGCUGAGAAGCCCGAAACCGAGGCUGUGGUGAAGGGAAAGCUGGAGUCUCUGAAGAAGACGUGGGGAGAGCUGGAGUCCACCACGCAGACCAAGGCCCAGUGCCUGUUCGACGCCAACAAGGCUGAGCUCUUCACCCAGAGCUGCACCGACCUGGACAAGUGGCUUGCUGGACUGAAGGGCCAAAUCCAGUCGGAUGACUUUGGCAAAGACCUGACCAGCGUCAAUAUCUUGCUCAAGAAGCAGCAGAUGCUGGAGAGUCAGGUGGAGGUGCGGCAGAAGGAGGUGGAGGAGCUCCGCUCACAGGCCCAGGCGCUCAGCCAGGAGGGCAAGGGCUCGGACGAGGUGGACGGGCGUCGGCAUGGCGUAGAGCAGAAGUUCCUCCAGCUUCAGGAGCCGCUGCGGCGGCGCCGGAGCAACCUCACGGCCUCGCGCGACAUCCACCAGUUCAACCGCGACGUGGAGGACGAGAUCCUCUGGGUUGAAGAGAGAAUGCCAAUGGCCAUAUCAACGGACCACGGCAAUAACUUACAAACCGUCCAACUCCUUAUCAAAAAGAACCAGACGCUCCAGAGGGAGAUCCAGGGUCACCAGCCACGCUACGAAGACAUCUUCGAGCGGAGCGGGCACACCCUGAAGGAUGACAGUCCUGCCAGCGCGGCCAUUCGGCCGCGCCUGGACGACCUCCAGCGGAUGUGGCGUUUGCUCCAGGAGGAGGUGGAGAAGCGGCAUGCUCGCCUGGAGGAGGCACACCGAGCGCAGCAGUACUACUUUGAUGCAGCCGAGGCCGAGGCCUGGAUGAGUGAGCAGGAGCUGUACAUGAUGUCAGAGGAGAAGGCUAAGGACGAACAGAGCUCAGUGACCAUGCUGAAGAAACAUCAGAUCCUGGAGCAGGCGGUGGAGGACUAUGCCGACACCGUGCACCAGCUCUCUAAGACCAGCAGGGCCUUGGUAGCUGCCGGGCAUCCAGAGAGUGAGCGUAUCGGCAUGCGGCAGUCCCAGGUGGACAAGCUCUAUGCGGGCCUGAAGGACCUGUCUGAAGAAAGGCGCGGAAAGCUGGAUGAGAGAUCCCGUCUUUUCCAGCUCAACCGUGAGGUCGAUGAUUUAGAGCAGUGGAUUGCCGAAAGGGAAGUGGUGGCAGGAUCUCACGAGCUGGGCCAGGACUACGAACAUGUGACCAUGCUUCAGGAACGUUUCCGGGAGUUCGCACGUGACACAGGCAACAUCGGCCAGGAGCGUGUCGACGGUGUCAACAAAAUGGCCGACGACCUGAUCAACUCGGGCCAUGCGGAUGCGGCAACCAUCGCUGAGUGGAAGGAUGGGCUCAAUGAGGCAUGGGCGGACCUGCUGGAGCUGAUUGACACUCGCACCCAGAUCUUGGCUGCUUCAUACGAGCUGCACAAGUUCUACCACGAUGCCAAGGAGGUGCUGGUACGCAUACUGGACAAACACAAGAAGCUUCCAGAAGAGCUGGGCCGAGACCAGAACACAGUGGAGACACUGCAGAGGAUGCACACCACCUUUGAACAUGACAUCCAGGCCCUGGGGACACAGGUGAAGCAGCUGCAGGACGAUGCCGCGCGUCUACAGGCAGCUUAUGCCGGGGACAAGGCUGAGGACAUCCAGCGGCGGGAGGCUGAGGUCCUGGAGUCGUGGCGGGCCCUCCUGGAAGCAUGCGAGGGACGGCGCACCCGCCUCCUGGACACUGCCGACAAGUUCCGCUUCUUCAGCAUGGUGCGCGACCUCAUGCUGUGGAUGGAGGAUGUCAUCCGGCUCAUUGAUGCGCAGGAGAAGCCCAGGGAUGUUUCGUCUGUGGAACUCUUAAUGAACAAUCACCAAGGCAUCAAAGCCGAGAUCGACGCUCGCAACGACAGCUUCACUACCUGCAUCGAACUGGGGAAAGCUCUGCUUGCACGCAAGCACUACGCUUCUGAUGAGAUCAAAGAGAAGUUACUUCAGUUGACUGACAAGAGGAAAGAGAUGAUUGACAAGUGGGAAGACCGAUGGGAGUGGCUGCGGCUUGUCCUGGAGGUGCAUCAGUUCUCGCGGGAUGCCGGCGUAGCGGAGGCGUGGCUGUUGGGCCAGGAGCCGUACCUGUCCAGCCGUGAGGUGGGUCAGAGCGUGGAUGAAGUGGAGAAGCUGAUCAAGAGACAUGAGGCCUUUGAGAAGUCUGCGGCCACCUGGGAGGAGCGCUUUGCUGCGCUGGAGAGGCUGACCACGAUGGAGUUAUUGGAAGUGAGAAGACAGCAAGAGGAAGAGGAGAGAAAUAGUCAGCCCCCCCCUGUAGAAGUUCCGCCCAAUGAGGCAGCAUCUCCACAACAGAGGGAGGGCGAGCAGGUCUCUCAGAAUGGGCUGACAACAGAGCAGGAUUCGCCCCGGGAGGCCGCGGGAGGUAGUGAUUCUGUCAAUGGCGGAGCGGUGCCCAGUCCUGGCCCCUCCCCCACGGGCAGCCGCAAGGGGAAAACAUGUCAAGUUGCCAUUCUCCCAAACAAGGCCCAGGACACACCCACCACUCAAAUGGAGGGCUUCCUGAAUCGCAAGCAUGAAUGGGAAGGACACAACAAGAAGGCAUCCAACAGAUCUUGGCACAAUGUCUACUGCGUGGUCAAUAGCCAAGAGAUGGGCUUUUACAAGGACAGCAAGAGUGCUAGUCAGGGUAUCCCCUACCACAGUGAAAUUCCCAUCAGUCUGAAGGAGUCUACAUGUGAGGUCGCCUUGGACUACAAGAAAAAGAAACAUGUUUUCAAACUCAGAAUUUCAGAUGGGAAUGAGUAUCUCUUCCAAGCCAAAGACGAUGAGGAGAUGAACUCGUGGAUCCAGGCAAUCUCCUGCACCACACCCUCUGAGCUCAGCAGCCAUAGCACGCCUGCCUCCUGCCGCGCACAUACUCUGCCCACCUCCGUAAGCGGGACCUCUGAGUCCAGCCCAGGCAAGCGGGAGAAAGACAAGGAGAAACGCUUCAGCCUCUUCAGCAAGAAGAAGUAGAACCUGCCGAGCAGCCCAGCGCGUGGCUCAUUUCCCUAGUCCCUCCCUCCUUCCCUAAUUCCUCUCUCCUCCUCUUCUCCUAUCCUCUUCUUGAAGUGCAGCUCUAGCAUGUGAAGCUCCGAGCCAAGACUCUGUGCCUGUCACUUCUUUGGGUGGGCUCAGUUUUGUUUUUUGUUUUUUUUGUUUUUUGUUGUUUUGUUUUGUUUUGUUUUGUUUUGGUCCCCUCCCCCUUUUUUUAUAAGGAAGGAGCUGGAAGAGGAAUAUCCUUAGAGUUGGAGGUGCUUUGGGGUAGUUAUUGUAAAUCAUUCCUAAGUCUCAAGAGACAAAAUUCCCAGUAAGCUUUCUUUACACUUUCUCUUUUCUUUGUUCACACUUUCUUUCAGUAUACCUGCUUCAGUGCUGUCGAGUUGUCUGGUUGGUUCCUUCUGCUCUUGUUUUCGUAAGUGUGACAAGUUUCUAGGAGCCGCCCUCCAUUUUGUGAGGCUUUCUCGUUGUCUGCUGUGGAAGGAGGGCGGUAGUGGUGCUCUGGAUCCAUGAGGAUUCCCCGAGUUGUUAACCUCCCAUCAAAUUUAAAUUACUAAUAAAGCUCAUCAGCCAUUAUAGGUUUCCUUAAAGGGCAAACUCUGUACUAAAGACCUUUUAGUAUGAAGUAAAUGUGUCUGAAUGCACACCCACCAUGUAGUGGCAAAUAUUAACAUAAUGCUGGAAAGUUUCAUGAGAUGAUUGUGAAGCGUGAGAAUGUUGGUUACUUAUGAAAGACUACUUUUAUCAAGAAAAACAAUAAACUGAUUUGUGUUUUUCUUCUUGUACUUGAGUUGCAUUAUAUUGUUGAAAGGGUAUUUAGAGAAAAAUAUGAAUAUAGAUGUAUUAUAACUUCUAAAAGGUAUCAUUUGUUAAGUGGGGGAAAAGGUGUGGCAAUUAUUGAAAAUCGUGUGACUGAUGAACGGCUGCUUGCUUGUUGGCUAUAGCGCUGUGUUGUCAUUUUGCCACUUUCUCUGGCUACUCAAUAACUAGUGUGCAUUCUCUGUCAGUGUAACUACUGUAACAAUACAUUUUCGUCAUUAUUCAACAGUCAAAAUGCCAUAACGCCUCCGGGGCCAGCUGGUUAUGACGUAAAACAUGGACUCGCACCUGUAGCCUUUUACCCUAUCUGUUAAAUACGUGCAAAGUCAUUAAAGAUGCUUUUGAACUUAAAAAUAAGUUUGCCGUUUCUUUUUUUCUUUUUUUUUUGUAGGGGUGAGGGAGUAGUUGAAGGUUGUCAUAAAAAUGCAAAUACUCAGUAAAAAUUAAAAUCUCUGACAAUAUUGCAGAAAUAAAGCUAGAGUAAUCAUGCUAUCUUCCAUCACUGCACGAAAAUAUGUUAUAUAGAUCAGCCAAGGUACUUACUGCAAAAAAGGAGUGGGUUGGUACACAUCAGUUAAGGCUAUCCUAGAAUAUAUUUCAUGUGACGAUACACUUGGACCACACCCCAUAUGUGACAUGAAAUUCACCAUUACGGUAACUAAUGUACAUAAAGUUAAAUGAUCGUGUGUGAUAUGGACACAGAUUGUAUUUGCCAGCCUAUUUCCCAGUUUAUUAUUCAUAAACUUUUGCUUUUACAGUCAGGGCAACUAACCUUUUACUACCUCUCAUAAAAACUGAGUGCUACUAUUGAAAAUAAAUUCAUGUUUAUACGCUAUUUCGAAGGCACCUCUGGGCUCUUCCGGAUGAAACGUUUAUUUUUGUUAUAUAAGCGACCUGUUAUAAUCAUUUAAGAUGAUUCUAAAUAGGUCGCUUCAUCAACAAAAAAUGUUUUGUUGUUUUCUCUUCAUUUGUAUAUUGUUGGAAUGUAUCCUACUCAAUAAAUCGACAACUCUUUCCUA